AAUUUAACUGUCAAAUACUGAAGGUGGCGUCGUCGCUGUUUUUGUAAUUUUUGAGGAAAUUUUAAAUAAAAUAUUAGUUUUAAUUAUUUUUAUUGUAUAGUUCCUGUAGAAAUGUGCUUUUAGUUUAUGUUCCAUCAUGUUUUAUCACAUCUCUUUAGAACACGAAAUACUACUACACCCUAGAUAUUUCGGACCCCAGCUCUUGGAUACAGUGAAGCAGAAGUUGUAUACUGAAGUUGAAGGAACAUGCACAGGAAAAUAUGGCUUCGUAAUAGCUGUGACCACAAUAGAUAGCAUAGGAGCGGGCUUAAUACAGCCAGGCCAAGGGUUUGUGGUUUAUCCUGUUAAAUACAAAGCUAUUGUAUUUCGGCCUUUCAAGGGAGAGGUUUUAGAUGCUAUUGUUACACAAGUGAAUAAGGUGGGAAUGUUUGCUCAGAUCGGCCCAUUGAGUUGUUUUAUUUCUCAUCAUUCCAUUCCAGCUGACAUGGAGUUUUGUCCAAAUGUCAAUCCACCCUGUUACAAGAGCAAGCAAGAAGACAAUGUAAUUCAGGAAGAAGAUGUAAUUCGGUUGAAGAUUGUGGGCACAAGGGUUGAUGCCACGGGUAUUUUUGCUAUUGGAACAUUGAUGGAUGACUACCUUGGACUUGUUACACAGUAAAAAAUAAUGUAUACCUACAUAUUUAAUUGUAAGACUCAUAGCAUUAAGUGUAAAAAGGAAUAAAUAAUACAUGAUCCAUUA
Ostrinia nubilalis (European corn borer) is the source of this 739-nucleotide messenger RNA. It is a transcript of the gene Rpb7, whose product is annotated as DNA-directed RNA polymerase II subunit RPB7. Gene Ontology annotation, biological process: transcription initiation at RNA polymerase II promoter; positive regulation of nuclear-transcribed mRNA poly(A) tail shortening; positive regulation of translational initiation. The record is from RefSeq and is a predicted model, not a curated record. Gene Ontology annotation, molecular function: single-stranded DNA binding; single-stranded RNA binding; translation initiation factor binding. The transcript has 6 exons. Bases 137 to 658 code for a protein of 173 amino acids. Lineage: Eukaryota; Metazoa; Arthropoda; Insecta; Lepidoptera; Crambidae. Gene Ontology annotation, cellular component: RNA polymerase II, core complex; P-body.